This is a messenger RNA of Cydia pomonella (codling moth), 1329 nucleotides long. RefSeq lists its product as uncharacterized. The record is from RefSeq and is a predicted model, not a curated record. Lineage: Eukaryota; Metazoa; Arthropoda; Insecta; Lepidoptera; Tortricidae. The transcript is spliced from 2 exons. Bases 655 to 1329 code for a protein of 224 amino acids.
CGCCCCUUGGUAGUUGUGCAUAUAUCCUCGCCAGUUGGCGCUACUUUCUAUGUUUAAGGUAUUUAUCUCCCGAGGGAAAACUUCGCUAAAAUAGAUGGCACCACUUUGUACGUGUACGACAAACAAAAAGUGACGAGGUGGCCUCCAGUGGCGAAGGUCGGAUUCGAACCAGCGUCUUUAGCUAACCGGGGCGUCUUUAGCCAGUUAACGUCAUGAACCCCUAGGCCACCCCGUCACGGUGAAACUGGUCCUAAUUUCUCGACUAUAUAUGCAAUCGUAAUGAGACUAGGCGUUAUGUGAAAUUCGCAUGUAUCGAUGCCAAUUUCCUAUAGCUCGUUGAGCAAUAAUGUAAAUGACUACAUUUGACCUCGCUCGACAAAGAUGGUUCAGUUUGCACCGAAAGUUGAGGUAAGUACAUAUAUUUAUAUUUUAAUUAUUACAAAAUAAUGUAGUUUCGUUUCCUGUACGAUAACUUAACAAACAAAUCUUUUCCUCUUUUCAUAUAGUUCAUGAGAACCGUUUCACACGUUUCUUUACCACAUGCGCCCCGCCCGCCCGUCUACACCCCACCCCUCAACUGAAUUUUUCUGCUAUAAAAGAGCAUGUUGAACCAUAUUCCCACUACAGUGUCACAACGAAUAUUGCGUUGAAAUCAUGGAUCCGCAAGCUUCAUCACAUACCAAAUCCGACAACAAUACCAUCACCACUUGGUGCUGCCAGUGCUGGUUGUCCACCACCACAAGCGGCGGCGGCGGCGGCUGUGACGGUGGCUGUAGCAGCUCCACUUCGCAAUCGUCACCCGGACCACAACCGAUGGCAACAGCAAAGGCACUGUUAAAACAAGACGAUGGGGACAAGGGAAAAACAAACUGCCUAGAGAGCGCUUCUGAGAGCGAUACGAGCGAUGAAAUGAAAUCUUUUUAUCAAGGAUGUAAAAGCAAGUGGAUAAAAGCGUUCCAGAACAAUACUCUGAUUAAUAGAUGGCGCCUCCCCAUGCCAUUUCACACAUUUAGAGUGGAAGUAGCGAGAUUGUUAAAACGAUUGUAUAUCGAAGGUCACCAUGACGAUUGUCAUAUUUACCCGUUAAUUGUAAUGUGGGACGAUUUAAACGAUGACGUGGAAGAAAUAGUGGGAGAUGCUCAAAUCAACUAUCAAGACUGGAUUGCGUUAUUAGGUGGCGUUACAGCGGAACUAUUUUCACGCGUGGUGUUCAAUACUAAAUCUUUUAAUUAUUUAAUCAAUGUAAUAUUUUGUGUGCUAGGUCCAAACAUAAUAGCUUCCGGUGAUUAUGAAUGUGAACCUAAAUGUAAGAAUGCUCGUACAUAUUAA